AUGACGCGGGCCAUCCGCUUCUUGAUCUUGUGGCUCAGCCUGGCUGGUGGCCUGGCGCAGAGUGACACCAGCCCUGACGCAGAGGAGUCCUAUUCAGACUGGGGCCUUCGGCACAUCCGGGGCAGCUUCGAAUCUGUCAACAGCUACUUCGAUUCCUUUCUGGAGCUGCUGGGAGGGAAAAAUGGCGUCUGUCAGUACAGGUGCCGAUACGGAAAGACACCAAUGCCCAGACCUGGCUACAAGCCUCAGGAGCCCAAUGGCUGCAGCUCCUAUUUCCUGGGUCUCAAGGUACCAGAAAGAAUGGACUUGGGCAUUCCAGCAAUGACCAAGUGCUGCAACCAGCUGGACAUCUGUUACGACACUUGUGGUGCCAACAAGUAUCGCUGUGAUGCAAAAUUCCGAUGGUGUCUCCACUCUAUCUGCUCUGACCUUAAACGGAGUUUGGGCUUUGUCUCCAAUGUGGAAGCCUGUGAUUCCCUGGCUGAUACUGUGUUCAACACUGUAUGGACUUUGGGCUGCCGGCCCUUUAUGAACAGUCAGCGGGCAGCUUGCAUCUGUACAGAAGAGGAGAAAGAAGAGUUGUGA
Molecule: messenger RNA, 585 nt
Organism: Rangifer tarandus platyrhynchus (Svalbard reindeer)
Lineage: Eukaryota; Metazoa; Chordata; Mammalia; Artiodactyla; Cervidae
Source: the annotation of a GenBank genome assembly